This is a messenger RNA of Monopterus albus (swamp eel), 2482 nucleotides long. RefSeq lists its product as uncharacterized. The coding region runs from base 18 to 2006 and encodes 662 amino acids. The transcript has 4 exons. Lineage: Eukaryota; Metazoa; Chordata; Actinopteri; Synbranchiformes; Synbranchidae. The record is from RefSeq and is a predicted model, not a curated record.
UGAGUGAAAACAGAAAGAUGAAAAAGAAGGAGCAGAUGGAAAACCGCAACACAGAGGAGGAGGCUGAUGUGUACGAGCUGAAGGAGACCGGCUACACCCCUGAACUGACCGAACCGAUGGAGGACUCUCAGUCCAAUGAUGAAUACGAGUGUGCAUCACCUGAUGACAUUUCUUUACCUCCGCUGGCAGAGACACCAGAGUCCAACAUAGUCCACUCAGAUACUGAGGACAGCUUCUGUUUUUCCCAUAGUGUCCAUGUCAGCCAGUACAGCCACCAGUACCGUGCCCAGUCAGAGCACAGUGGGCCAGGUUCUGCUACUGGUGCCAUCCGACAGCAGACAGAGUCCAUCCAAACAGAGGGGAAUCCAACUACUCCCACCAUUCUUCACAGUCACACCAGGCUCAGAGCAGAGUCCAGUUUGUUUGUCCAGAAUCCUUUAAAAGUUCCAGACCUGCUCACCAGCACUCUGUGCAGCAUCCUGGGGACUGGCGAGCCCAACACAGCUAACCUCCCUGAGGGCAACACUGAACCAAGCUUCCCCUCUGGUCCUAACUCAGUCCACCAGAGCAACACUCCAGACACCUGUUACAUCAAGGACAACAAUGUCCCUGAGGAUGGAAGCCCCUCGCAAAUUGCACCCUUAUUAAUAGAGUACAACAGUCAGUAUAAGCAGCCUCAUAGUAGUGCAGGUACUCACAGCAGGAACACCCAAACUGUCCCAUACAAAACAAAAACCUUGCCACAGACUGUGCCACAGACUGAUCCUGUUCCCUUGGGUGCAGACCACAGUCAGAGCCCUCCCCUCCCCCAGUCCAGCUAUUGUCCUCAAGCCUUUGAUGAUGCAGACCCUGAUCUCCUCAAGCACAAGGCCCUUCCACAACACACUAGCCUCCUUAAACACAGCACUACAUUUCCUCAAAUUAGAACUGUAAUUUGUCAAGAAAACACUUUUACACAGUCCAUCCCUGACUCAGAACAUGGCCUUAAUCAAGCCAUAAAUCCCCCCCAAGCUAAGAAGGAAACAUCCCCAGUGUCAAAACAUCAAAGGUAUGAUCUUACCAGCAUCAGUACAGUUACCAGCCAGCAAACUGCUUACUCCCAGUCUCUCCCUUCAGACAGUCACUGCACCUUGACAGAGGCUAGCAGCUCUCUUAGGUCACAACAGGAAAACCACUUCACCCAGGCUAGCAGAAGUCUACCUGAUGUGUAUGUACCCAAUCCCUCUGAACCAAGCAGCAUGCGCAACAUCAGCACAUCCAGCAGUAGAUUCAGCAGCAAGCAGAGCCACCAGAGACUCUGCUCCCUCCAUGAGUCCCUGACCUCCACCUGUUCCCAGCAGCGUGUGCAUGACCCUGGCAGGACCCACAGCAGCCCAGCCAGGCCUACUGCUCCCCGUCAGCUCAAGGCACAGAUCCUAACCUUGGCUCAGCAGGCUAACCCGCAUGUCACCCCCCCUUCCUCUCCAUCUCAUCUACUAACUCCAGAACAAGAUGCAGACAUUUGCCAGCCCGUGGCCAUCUGUGAGGAGAUCAGGCUUACUCCUCAGAUCCUAGGGCCUCCCCUUCCUGCUCCUUCACCUCCCUCCAAGGAUCAGGCAGAGUCUCUUCCCCAGGGAAAAGCUUCUAAACCUGGACCCCCCUGCUUCACCAGACCCCUGUCUAAAGCUACCGUCAUGGAGGGCUCUCCAGUGAUGCUGGAGGUGGAGGUGAUGGCACACCCAGAGCCCACACUGACCUGGUUUAAAGAUGGAGAGGUGUCAGCCACCAGCACGGAUCGAGCACUGGCCCGCAAGGAGAAGAAACACUUCCUGCUGGACUCAGACAGUGGGUUAUUUGAGGCCCCAGCCACCAACCCUGAUGGGUCUUGGUGGGUGGCUGGAAACAGCAGCAGCUGUGGUGAAAAGUGGCUGGUAGCCAAAGUGUGGGACAUCAUCAGUGUGGACUGGCAGACCUGGUUUGGUACAAUGUGUGCUCUGCUGUGGUUGUUCUACCUGAUUCUGUUCUAAUAGGGCUCUGUCACAACAGGAACUUAGGCUACGUUCACAUCCCAGCCCUUAAUGCUCAGCUGUGAUGUUUGAGUCCGAUCUGAUCGUUUUGUGUCGGUGCUUCAAUUCAGUUAAUUUUUCAAUUCAGUUUGAUUUGUAUAGUGCCAAAUCACAACAAAAAUAAUCUCAGGGCACUUGCAUAGUGAAGCCUAGACCUCACAGUGUUUGAGGGAAAAACCCAACAAAGCCCCCUUGAGCAGCACUUGGGGACAAUGGGGAGGAAAAACUCCCUUUAACUCCCGGUGCACAAAUGUAGCUGAAAUGUGAGCCAAGUGCACACAAGAAAAACAACGCGGUCAUGUGUGCGAUGGUCAAAUGGCUCAGUUUCCUCCCAAACUGCUGGGUUAUGUUAUGUUCCUUCCAAUUUGGCCUGAUCAGAAGCUUCUCCAUAAAUGUCCACCACAUGUGAAACAUCCUGGUCUCGCCACUGACCCCGU